Vicia villosa (hairy vetch) is the source of this 321-nucleotide messenger RNA. RefSeq names its product cytochrome f. NCBI's taxonomy places the organism in Eukaryota, Viridiplantae, Streptophyta, Magnoliopsida, Fabales, Fabaceae. The record is from RefSeq and is a predicted model, not a curated record. Gene Ontology annotation, molecular function: electron transfer activity; iron ion binding; heme binding. Gene Ontology annotation, cellular component: chloroplast; thylakoid membrane. The coding region runs from base 1 to 321 and encodes 106 amino acids. The transcript has a single exon. Gene Ontology annotation, biological process: photosynthesis.
AUGCAAACUAGAAAUGCUUUUUCUUGGAUAAAGAAAGAGAGUACCCGAUCCAUUUCCGUAUUGCUCAUGAUAUAUAUCAUAACUCGGGCACCCAUUUCAAAUGCAUAUCCCAUUUUUGCCCAACAAGGUUAUGAAAAUCCUCGAGAAGCUACCGGCCGGAUUGUAUGUGCUAAUUGCCAUUUAGCUAAUAAGCCCAUAGAUAUUGAGGUUCCACAAGCGGUACUUCCCGAUACUGUAUUUGAAGCAGUUGUUCGAAUUCCUUAUGAUAUGCAAGUGAAACAAGUUCUUGCUAAUGGUAAAAAGGGGGCUUUGAAUCCUUAA